Molecule: messenger RNA, 2031 nt
Organism: Fonticula alba
Lineage: Eukaryota; Rotosphaerida; Fonticulaceae
Exons: 6
Coding region: 199-2031 (610 amino acids)
Source: RefSeq, a predicted model, not a curated record
CCCCCCCUCUGCCUCCGCGCCGCUUCCCCUGCCCGCCUCUUUCUCAACACUUGACCCAGAGCCCAAGGCAAGCGCUCGAUCCCCUAUCGACCGAAUUCUCGCCAUCUCCCUGGAUCGACUCCGCCUCCUCUGCUCGGUCAGUGCUUCCCCCCCUGCCGACUUCUCGGACCUCCACUCUUCCCCUUUUCUCCCCUUCCAAUGGGCCUCCACGAGCAGCUGCCAGAUGGCACUUUCUACAACCCCUCGUUCGAUGUGGAGUUCCUCCAUAAUGUCACCCCCGGCCGAUACAUCACCCUGGGGGCUGUCAUGUUUUCCUUCUUCCUCACCGGGUUAGUUCUCCUGUAUAUUUGGUUCCACCGGAGAUAUCUCCCCUUCAAGGCCAAGCAACUUCCCAUCAUCUGGUUCAUGUGGUUUGGUGCCAUCUUUUUCCAAUUCGGCACCAUGGCCGCUUUCAAAAUGACCCCCUAUUUCGGCGGGUGGUGGUGCUCCUUCACGUACUGGCUAUCGAUCCCUUUCGGCUAUGGGAUCUUCGCCUUCUCCUUUUUCUUCCGCAUGUGGCGCCUAUUCCUCAUCUUCCAAUUCAAAAAGCAGGAUCCCUUUGUGCUCUAUGGCGUGUCCAUCAUCUUCUGGCUGCCGACGCUCCUCAUCACCAUCGUCCUGACGGCCCUCGAGACUCAAGGCCCUAUUGUGCUGAACGGCACCGAGGGCUGCUUCGAGCGCUCCAACUACCUUAAGUUUGCCUACACCGGGGUCAUCGCGAUUCACCUGCUCUUCCUGAUUCCCAUUUGCAUUGCCAACCGCAAUGUGCGCCAGCGCUACUUCAAUGAGUACAAGUUCACCCUCAUUCAGAUGACCUUCUACUCUUUCUCCUCGUCGAUCACCCUGCUGUCGUACAUGUUCCGCUGGUUCCACCGGGCCAUGGGCUACCUGACGGUCCUGCCCUCGACCGUGGCCCUGCAUGUCAUCAUUCUCAUGACCCUGGUCGUGCCGCUGUACCACCACACCUUCCAUCGGAAGGAAUAUGAAAUCGAGUUCCAUAAGAGUUUCGAAUUGGACUACACCGACGGGUCGUCCUCUUCCUCGCGCAAGGAGAGCUUCUCCUCGCCGACGCUCACGCCCCUCCGAGCCACCGAUACCAGCAGUGCCCCGGGCUGCCACGAGUCGGACUUCGAGCUGAGCCAGCGCCGCGGCAGUGAUCCCCAAUCGCAGCCGCCCACUCCGAGCGCUUCCACCCUCGCGCCGCAUCACCCCCACCACCCCCACCAUCACCGGCCCUCAACCUACUCUCUGAGUUCCCCCUCGAUGGCCAGCUCGCCGGGGCUGUCGCACUCCGAGGACAGCCAGCUGUCGCCGGAUCUCCACCCAACCAAGCACCACCACCAUGAUCCGAAGAGCGGCUCAUCCUCGGACAGUGGUUCGGACAAGGUCGGUGCCGAGGCGGCCGACAUCUCCAUCGUGGUGACCACCAUCGCCGAGGACGACCUCAACAAUGACCCGCGGGAGCCGGCCGGCCCCGGGGGCUGCUCAGUCUUCGAGGAUUCCUUCGGGGUCCGUCACUCGGACUCCCACUUCGCCAGUGACUCGGACCAAGGUUCCCUGUUCGGCGACCGCCAGGGCGAUGAUGCCCACGCCGGGGGCCUCUCCAAUUCCAACUCCAGCGCCAGCGACUAUUCCGACCAUGAGAUGUACCAUGACGGCCAGAGCUUCGCCUCCGGGAGGCGGUCUCCCGCUUCUGGCAUCCGAAUCAGCCUGGCUGACCAUUCGCCCGCCGCGGCCGCCGCGGCAGCCACCCGCUCGCCCCCCGUGUCGCCGGCCUCCUACCGGUCGCACUCUUCUCACAUGUCGCAUGUGUCGCAUGCCUCCCAUGCCUCCCAUGCCUCCCAGGCGUCGCAUGCCUCCCAUGCCUCCCAUGCCUCCCAUGCUUCCCAGGUUUCCCAGGCCUCUCGGGUGUCAUAUGCCCGGCCGAUGAGCCCCACGCCGCCCGCGCAUACUGGCACCUUUGAGGAUGACCCGGAGGCGUUGAUCCACUAA